Molecule: messenger RNA, 2144 nt
Organism: Pristis pectinata (smalltooth sawfish)
Lineage: Eukaryota; Metazoa; Chordata; Chondrichthyes; Rhinopristiformes; Pristidae
Product: protein FAM3B-like
Exons: 9
Coding region: 378-1115 (245 amino acids)
Source: RefSeq, a predicted model, not a curated record
CUUACAGAUACAUCUGUAGAGAGUAAAGACAUGGUUACGUGAAACUGUUAAAUUCAAUUUUAAAUCACCUUCCUGGAUCAGAGCAGUGAACUGCAGCACACUCGGGAAUGAAUAUGGAAAGCAAAAGAGUAGCUGUCAUCAACAGUGCCUUCUCCUCCCAACAUACCUGAACCAGGGAGGCGCCUAACCUGCCAAUCCGGUCCCACUGAGGGCAGCCUGCGGGGAUAUCUGCCGAGUCACUGGAACAACUUGCAAUCGCCGUCCAGCCAGCAGUGGAGGGCUGGAUCCACGAGGAAGCAGCAGAUCCUGGAGGAGGGUUCCGGUCCCCACUCUACCCCAUCAACAGAAACGGAAAGCGCCCUCAUUCACCCGAGCGAAUGAGGCAGAAAACCUGGGCGAUGAAGUCGCUCCAGCGAGUUCCAGCCAGUGGGCCCAUCAAAUUUGGAAUGCUUAUGGCAGGUUUCAUUGCAGCAUGGUACUUUGGCCAGCUAAUAGCAGAUGCUAUAAUCGAUGGUUCCGUAUCCCGUGGCCUCACCGUGAUUCAGAAGAUAGGACAGAAAUCCCAAAGUGGAGUACCUUUCCCAAAGCAACAUAAAUGUGGUCACUGGACAGCGUGCCCUUCUGGAAGCUUCUCCUUCCUUGUGUUGAGUGGCAGUAAAAAAGAAAAACCUCCAAAAAUCUGCUUUGAAGGUGAAAUACUCUUGGGUCGUGAGAAGGAUAAUUAUGGCAGGGGCAUGAAUAUUGCCGUUGUGGAAGCCAAGACAGGAAAGCAUAUAAGUUCUGGUACUUUUGAUCUCUGGGGAGGAGAUAAUUCAGGGCCCAUGAUUGAAUUUCUCAAAAAAGCCCCGGAUGGUUCCCUUAUCUUCAUGGCAACAUUUGAUGACAGUUCUGUCAGGUUGACAGAAGAUGCCAAGAAAUACAUUGAGGGGCUGGGCAGCAAGGAGAUCCAGAAAUUGGCCUUCCGGGGAAACUGGGUCUUUGUUGCCACAAAGGGGUUCACACUGCCAAAGGACUAUGAGAGGGAGAAGGUUAUCAACAGUGUGAAAGGGAAUGGCGCCUGGGCAUCAGAAAUCCAGAUUCUUGGCUGCUUUUCACCAAAGAGAGACUACCUGUAGGAGACGUCCUUGGCCUCUCAACCUGCCCAGAGCCUGGUUCAGUUCCUGUGUCAGGUGGACUAUCUGCUCCAUUCACUUGAGCAGCUUGAAAACCGCCAAAGAAAACAGCAGUAGGUUAAACAAUAUGUCAACAAUCAGUCAUCCCUCAAAGGAACUGAAAUAAAGGAUGUACCAAGAACAUGAUUUUAACCUGUAUAAAAUAUAAAGACCCAUCCAAAAUCACCUUCCAUUCAGUUUGGGUGUCAUGCCACCAGAUCCCUGAUGGGGGAGUUAGACUUAAAGUUGCCACCAAAGUUUCUGAGUUGCUCAAAUCUGUGUCCCUGUCAGUUUUCCUCACAAGGAAACUGAUGGGUCCCACAACUGAAUUGGUGCUCAGCUUUCACCAGGAGCUGACCUUAUUGCUCACAGAUACAACAUUUCUAAAAUAAAUGGAAUAAUAUUUCUGCCUUAUGACACGCACAGUAGUGUGGCGGUUAGCGUAAUGCUAUUACAGUGCCAGCGACCCAGGUUCAAUUCUGGCCAUUGUCUGUAAGGAGUUUGUACAUUCUCCCCGUGUCUGCGUGGGUUUCCUCCGGGUGCUCCGGUUUCCUUCCACAUUCCAAAAAGACGUACAGGUUAGGAAGUUGUGGGCAUGCUAUGUUGGCACCGGAAGCAUGGCGACACUUGCGGGCUGCCCCCAUAACACUAUGCAAAGAGAUGCAUUUCACUGUGUGUUUAGAUGUACAUGUGACUAAUAAAGAUAUCUUACCUUAUCUUAAAUAAUAAAAAUAAUUCUCAUAUUUCUGUUUCCUGAUGACGCAAAACUAAGUGGGAUUGCGAGUAAGGUGAAAGGUGUAAAGAGGUUUCAAGGGGACGUGGACAUUCUAAUUCUGGCCACCUCGUUACAGGAUGGAUGUGUAAGCUUUAGAAAGGGUACAGAAGAGGUUUAUGAAGAUGCUGCCUGGAUUUGAGUGUAUGAGCUAUCAGGAGAGCUUGGACAAGACAAGAUAAGAUAAGAUAUCUUUAUUAGUCACGUGUACAUCGAAACAC